Messenger RNA from Chiloscyllium plagiosum (whitespotted bambooshark), 4244 nucleotides. It is a transcript of the gene fktn, whose product is annotated as fukutin. Gene Ontology annotation, cellular component: Golgi membrane. The record is from RefSeq and is a predicted model, not a curated record. Lineage: Eukaryota; Metazoa; Chordata; Chondrichthyes; Orectolobiformes; Hemiscylliidae.
AGCCCACACGUCCCUGCCAGUUAUAUUGACCACGCCCCUCCUUGCCCCGCCCUCUGACCCCCCUCCCAGUCAGUCACAUGGAUCACGCCCCCUCCCUGUCUCCUCCCCCUCCCUGUCAGUCAUAUUGACCCCGCCUCGCCGCCAUGAUAUUUGCGAUGUGGGCGGGUUUUGGUCGUCGUGAGUUGGGCAUGAAUCUUGGAGGAGCAGUUAUUGGAAGACAGGACAAUUGAUGACCAAUGCCUCGAAUCAAUAAGACCAUCAUUUUGACCCUGCUAACUGUGAUAAGUUUCAUAUUUCUGUUGUUUCAGCUGUAUUAUUAUAAAGAAUACUUUUCAUCAAAGAAUGGGUCAUACGUUUCUGAAUCCAAAGAAAGUUAUUCCAUGGAAGACAGUGUGCAUUGGAAAGUGGUCAAAAAGUUUCUUGAUUUGGCAUCGAUCCACAACAUUCCUUUAUAUCUUAUUGAUCCACUGGUUUUGGGACGGAUGAAUGAGAAUAUUCAGAAUGAAAAUCCCAACAGUAGGUUGAACUGCAAGUAUCUGUGUAUUCCCAGAGAGUUCACCACAUUUGCAUUAUUGGACAAAUUUUGGAAAAAUGAUGUGUUUCUGAAGAAAGAAGCUGAAGAGGAGGGUUUUCAGUGGGUGGAGUUGAGUGGUAAAGAUCCACGACUAGCUGGAAUGGGUGAUCUCUCUGGUACAGAAAUUCCAUUGCACUGCAUCUUUAAGCUACAGAAUCAUGCCAUCCACUUGGUGGUAUUUUAUGAAAGGAGUGGCAAUUUCCUAUGGCAUGGGCAGCUGCGGCUCAAGCAAAAUAUGGAUAAAAAUUUUGUCCAUUUCCGCAAGCUGCAUUUUGGACGUUACCCUGGAGCCUAUAGCAAACCUAAUCUACACCUGGCUUCAAUUGAUGGACUACAAAUCCAAGUUCCUAAGCAAGUAGCAAACUUUCUAGAAGAGGUUUCACAAUCUAGGUUUGUUGAAUGCAGAUACAAGGAAGCAAGAAUGUUUUAUCAGGUGUACCCUGAGGACACAUCACAAGAUGCUAUGGAAUUUAAAAAAAAGGCAAAGGAUUUGCUUCACCUGGCUGCAAAGACAUUGAAUGGACAGGAAGUGCCAUUCUGGCUCAGCAGUGGAACAUGCCUAGGAUGGUUCAGACAAUGCAAUAUCAUUCCAUACAGUAAAGAUGUGGACUUGGGAAUAUUCAUAAAGGAUUAUAAAGUUGAUAUCAUUACAGCAUUCCAGAGGGCAGGACUGCCACUGAAACAUAAGUUUGGUAAAGAAGAUGACAGCCUGGAGCUUUCUUUUCAGGCAGCAGAUGUGAAAUUAGAUAUAUUCUUUUUCUAUGAAGAGGAUGAUUACGUGUGGAACGGAGGAACCCAGGCGAAAACUGGCAAAAAAUUCAAAUAUAUAUUUCCUAAAUUUACCUUGUGCUGGACUGAAUUUCUGGAGCUGAAAGUGCAAGUCCCCUGUAAAACACUCCCAUAUGUGGAGGCAAACUAUGGCAAGAACUGGGCAAUCCCUAUAAGCAAUUGGGAUUGGAAAAGUUCACCAGCUAAUGUGCAAGAAAAUGGAAUUUGGCCUAUCCAGGACUGGGAUGAAGUCAUCCAAAUACAUUGAGCAUGGCUUAUAAUUGAAUGAAUGGAUUGAUGAUAGGAGGCUUGAUGUUAUACAAACUUAACUGUACGGAAAAGUCCAAUUAUAAUUCCUUCUCCUAAAACAAUUGCUGAAUGCUUGUUACAGUACCUGAAACUGAGCAGGUCAAUGACGUCAACUGCUGUUAUUGGUAUUUAAAGAUUUUCCUUUUAUUUGUAAAAUGAGUUCUUCUUCAUAAGAAAGACUAUUUGGAAACUUGAACUGAACUGACAUUUUAAAGAUUACAUUAACUGAGCCUUAAGUUUCACAACUGGAAUAACAUUCUAACAUUUAAAAGUAGUAGUUUAGAAUAAUUUUGUUAAUAUUGUGCUAAAGAAUGCUAUUUUAUUCAGAUCAAAAUGUUAACUUAUUCAUAUUUUAAAUUAUGUAUUUCAUGCAUGGAAUUCUACAUUUAACUUAAUGUUUUGGAAAGAACACAGGCAACUGCUGGGCACAGAUGCUUUGUAAAAGGUUGCUGGAAAGCCUUAUGCAAAAAUACAUGGUGCUGUAGCGUGUACUAUUCCAGAAAAGAGUUGAUCCAGCCAGGAAAGUUUGUUUUCAAAACUAAUGCACCUUCCCCUUUUUCAUUAAUAUGAUCUUUUACUCCACUUCCUGAUUUAUGCAUUGUCUUGGUUACUGAGCAAAUGUCUCCAUGGAGAUGUCAUUCUAAUGUAAAUUAGUAUGUAAAUAUAAAUGCAGCAAAGUACAAGCUGUGGUUUGGACUCUGAGGGAAUUGCUUUAUUAUGGGUUUGAAAUUAUAUUAUUAUUUAAUCUAUCUGCUAUAUAUAAAACUUGGCUGGGACAUUGAUGUAAGCUUAUGAGACACCUCUCUUAUAAUGGAGUCCCAUCUUAUCAACCCAAACAAAUCCCAAGGUGUUUCCCUAAUGACUCUGAGCACUCCCAACCAAAUACAAGUUCCACCUGCACACAGCUAAAGUGAAAACCCCAACAUGAUAAUUUUUCUGAAUCAGUGCUGAGUGACAUUGGAUAGUGAUGCUACAAUAAACGUUAAAAGUCUGUUAAAAAUCAGUCACACCACCCAUUUGUCUUUAAUGCGUUAGCACUAAAAUGGUGAAUGUUUAUUUCUUAAACUCUGCUGUGACAGGUUGAUUUCGGCUCUGCUGAGUUAACUGUCCACGGCCUGCAAAGCAGGAGAAAGUAGAUGCAAUUUGUUUGUGUAUCCAGGUGAGGUGGUCUGUCAGGUCAGCUUACAAAAUCUUUUUCAUUUCAGUGACUGUUUGUAAAGGACAGUAUGAGUUAAGUAACUGAGACAUCAGUUUGUCUUUAAGAUGCUAUCCCAUUUUUAGAGGAAUAAACGGUAUUAAAUAUGUUGAAGUGUCAGUGAAACAGAAUCAUGUUUGUUUUGCAGUGAAGGCUGCAAAUCAUUCUGACCCCUGAAAGUUCUUGCUGUGAAAUUUGUACUUUGUUUACAUGUUGAAGAUGUAUUUUGCUACUUUUACUGCAUUUUUGGAAUAAUAAUACUUUAUAGUUUCUCCAAACAAUAAUGCCCUAUAUUUGGAAUAAUUGUUGUUUGAAUGCAAGAUGAAUAACGAAAGUUUAGAAAAACAAUGAUGUGCCAAGAUUUGAUACAGAUUGUGAGUGACAAGUGUGAGCUUUCUGAUUUUAAAAAAAAUUGCCAAACUGUAAGGGUUAUUAUUUUAAAAGUCAAACAUUUAAGAUUUGGAUGAGAAAGAAAACAGGGAAACGGCCGCCCAUCACGUCAAAGGGCUUUUACUCCACCAGCACAACCUUGCACUUUUUCUUAUUCUCACUCUCUCUCUCUCUCUCACUCUCUCUCUCUCACUCUCUCUCUCGCGCGUUGAAUGUUGCAAUGUAAGUUUACAUGAAACUAACUAGUUUAAUAAUUUAAGCUUAACUGGAAGUUUUUGCAAUGGCAUUGAGUUGGCAUGCUUUUGCAUCUUAUUGUUACCUUCAUGGACUGAAUGUGAAAUGAAUGAUGUUGCUGCCUGUCAGUAGUUUGUGAUCUAUUUUACACUACAGUUAUUUUGGUUUGGAUAGAUUUGAAAUGUUUAUCCAGUCAACUGGAGACUUCCCUUAUCAUUUAAAGUAAAGUACAGAAAACAGGAUUGUACUGAAUAUAAUGUAUCCAGAUCAUGUUUUUUGAAUGGAUGUGCACUCAGAACCUGCAAGUGUUAAACUCCUGCUGUUUUCAGUACAGGAUCACCUGGGUAUGUACUCUGGAUUAAAUCAAUUAAAAUGCAAGAAAGGUAUCUUGCUCAUUUCUUUUUUAUGUAUGCAAUUAAGUCUCUUAUCAUUGUAGCUUGUAAAUAGCCCACUUUAUCAAACAAUGCUGUUUCUCUUUCAGCACGCUAGAACAAUGGCAACUUCUGGUGAUGUCCUAUUUGUGAAGCAGCAUCUUGCUGAUGGUGCAAAAUUCUGCAUAAUUCUAUUGAUAUGUAGCACCAAUAAUGUCUGCAUAUAUUUCUUAGGAAAUAUAUUUUAAAAGCAUCUUUUUUAGUGCUUGUGGCAUUGCAUUUAUUGUGCUCUGUUGAGAACCUAUGAUAAAAUUGUACUGGACUCAUGAAAUCUCAACUUUUAGCAUGUUUAGUAAGUUUGUCUAACAUUUUGCAUAUUUCAAAAUGUAUGUUUCAAGAAUAA